Messenger RNA from Dendronephthya gigantea, 633 nucleotides. RefSeq lists its product as uncharacterized. The transcript is spliced from 2 exons. The record is from RefSeq and is a predicted model, not a curated record. NCBI's taxonomy places the organism in Eukaryota, Metazoa, Cnidaria, Anthozoa, Malacalcyonacea, Nephtheidae. The coding region runs from base 1 to 633 and encodes 210 amino acids.
AUGUCUAAUAAUAUUACUGCAGAGCAAUUAAAAACAAUGUUAGACGAGAAACUGGACCAGAAACUAACACCUUUGAAUCUGAAAAUUUCUGAGUUGAGCUUUAAGCUUGAAGAUGCAAUGCGCUUUAUUGAAUUAGCUAAUUCUCAGUACGAGGAGGUAAUGAUGAAGUUUAAAACUCAUGAGGAGGAGAGAAUUAAAUUACAGGAAGAAAAUAAAAUUUUAAAAUCUGCCCUUCAAUUUGGUAAACUCAUGGGUGUUGAGAUUGCUCAGGAAGAUUUAUCUGUAAGUCACCGUUUGCCUACUAACAAGAGAUAUAAGGGAAACAAGUCAACACCAGCUAUAAUUGUGAAAUUCACUCGAAGAGAUGUUAAAGAAGCUUUCUUUCGAUCUCGAAACAAGUUAAAGAAUAAGACAACUUGCGAUCUUGGGUAUAGGAUCUCAAAUCUUAUUUAUAUUAACGAAAGUUUGACGGAAAAGAAUAAAGAAUUAUUCAAACAUUGCCUGAGAACAAAGAAGGAACUCAAUUACAAAUUUAUUUGGACUUCUAAUGGCAGGAUAUAUUUAAGACAGAAUGAAGGAAGUUCAGUUAUCCAUAUCAAGAAUAAAGAUGAGCUCACUAAACUACCGAGCUAA